GGUAGGCAUGGCGCUGGUAAACAAACAAGAAAACCGGCUUUAAUGUUUAUUUGGUUAGAGUUGCCGAUGCUUUUUGCAAUCCUACUAUGUGGCCUCGACCUCAGUUGUGCCGUCUUUGCGAGAGGCCUGCGAACAACGGCGGAUUCCCGGCGGCCGAAGUGGAUUCGGAGAAAUUUGACGAGUGGUGCUUGAAUUAUUUGGGCACUACUUUGGCCGCCGAGCUCAAAGAAGAUGAUCUGAUUUGUUAUUUCUGCGUUUGGGACGCAAGGUGCCUCCAUCAGAAAAAUAAAGAAGCUAAUUCAACAGCUCUUGGUUCAGACUCGUGGCCUGACUUCAAUGGAUUAUGCUGGUGGCCCAGCAUAGAACAAGAAGUAGAAACCAACGUCAAAAUUUUAUUUGACCAUUAUAAAGCUGGACACAUUCAACAGUGUUGGGUGCAAUUAGAGAACAUAAUUCAAUCCGAGGAUGCAACUUUAGUUGAAAGCGAAGAUGAAAUCAUCACCAGUGAGCCAAAACAAGAAUCGAAAGUUAAGUGUGUUUAUUGCUACAAAAUAAGCCCAAAUAUUGAUUGCUUGAGAGGGCAUAUUAAGAAUUGCCAUGAUGAUAUUGCAAUUAAAUGUGAUUAUACUAAAAAAUGUAGCGCAUUUUUCCGAAAUUAUAAAGAAAAAGAAUCGCACAUCAAAGAGUUUCAUCUGAAAUCAAAAGAGAAAGUUCUUUAUGAUUGCAUUUACUGUCCUCGACGAGCCAUGAGAAAAGAAAACCUUGCAUGCCACGUUAGAGAAAGACAUGCUGCUGUUGCGAUCAGGUGCCCUAUUCAAAGGUGCAGUAUUUUGUUCAAAACACAAGAUGAUUUAACCUCUCAUUUGGCAACAACACAUUUAAAAAUGAAGAAAAACAAUAGACUUCAAUGUUCAAUGUGCGAGUUUAAAACCAACGAAAGAGCAAAAAUAUCACAUCAUGAAUUUGUUGUUCACAACAUUGGAAAUAAUUCAUCAUUCAAAUGUCCUAAAUGUUCAGAAAUAUUCAUUACCAAGUACAAAAUGAGAUCUCAUUUCCACGCAAAACACAAUCUCAGGACCUGCCCUGCUUGCAACUGUAAGGUUCCUAGCAAAUGUUUUAACAAGCACAAAACUAAAUCAUCUUGCCGGGAGUGUGGCCUAGAAUUAGAUUGUUGCGAAUCACGCAGACAGCACGAGGUAAAAUGCAGAAAGUUGAUUUACAAUUGUGGAAUGUGUCCCUACAUGUUCCGAUGUAAGUCAACGUUGAAAUAUCACAUCAACCGCAAACAUUUAAACAUCAAAGAUAGCAGUCUUAGGUUUAAACAUUUUGGAUUAGAAUGCAAAAUUUGCUGCAAAUAUUUUUCAACACCAUACACAUUAAAUAACCACCUGCAAACUGUUCACUCUGAAAGAAAGAAUAAAUUCCAAUGCGCCCAUUGUAGCCAGGAAUAUAUGAUAAAAUUUUGCCUAAUAAAUCAUCUUGCAAUGGUGCACGACCUUUUGGAAAAAGAGCAUGAGUGUGAGUAUUGCACAAAAAGAUUUUACAGAGCCAACGAUUUAAAAAGUCACAUUCAAGUGUACCACUCAAAAAAGAUUGUAGAGUGUCGUUUGUGCAAUAGAAUGAUGCUCAAAACUGGUUUAAAGUGACAUUUGAUACAAUUGCAUUCUAUCAAUCAGAUUGAUCAAUAAAAAUCUGUGAUGAAUUCAGUGCUUUUAAAGAAUUUCUACAUACGAUUUUUUCAGGCUGAUCAAGUGAUCUAUUUAAAAAUAUAUUUUAUAAUUUCCUUGUAUAAACUAGUUCAAUUGCAUCAUUCUUACUGUACAUAAUUACAUACCCAGAAUAAUCACAAUAUAAUUUUAAUCAUAGAUGCACAGAAUAGUAUGAUAUAAUAAGUACUUUGAAGUACUUAAGCUAAUAUAUGAAUUUUAUUAAAAUGUAUUUAGACUCUACUUUCAGCGCACUUUAUAUGUUUAGGAUAACAUAAAAUUAAAUUUUUUUUAAGAUAAUUGCGACUUAUUAUUUCUUGGUCUUGUUGUGCCGCCUUUUUUGGACGAAUUUUAUUAUUGUCAAACAACUGUGCU
Messenger RNA from Neocloeon triangulifer, 2081 nucleotides. RefSeq names its product zinc finger Y-chromosomal protein-like. Bases 87 to 1646 code for a protein of 519 amino acids. The record is from RefSeq and is a predicted model, not a curated record. Lineage: Eukaryota; Metazoa; Arthropoda; Insecta; Ephemeroptera; Baetidae. The transcript has 3 exons. Gene Ontology annotation, cellular component: nucleus. Gene Ontology annotation, biological process: regulation of gene expression.